Messenger RNA from Aphanomyces invadans, 2624 nucleotides. RefSeq lists its product as hypothetical. The transcript is spliced from 3 exons. The record is from RefSeq and is a predicted model, not a curated record. The coding region runs from base 126 to 2264 and encodes 712 amino acids. NCBI's taxonomy places the organism in Eukaryota, Oomycota, Saprolegniomycetes, Saprolegniales, Verrucalvaceae.
UUUGACUUGAAGUUUGUAUACCCGAGCGGGCUGGCCAGUAACAAACUGGAUGUAUACGGCGGCCGAGUUCGUGGUCGACCCGUCACUUUGCAAGAUUUCGUCGGCGGCCGUCGCGACUUCGUGCCAUGGUGACAGCGGACGACGCGCGAUUGGAAGUCACGCCAAAAGCUCGCGUCCAAUUCAACCUUAUGACGGAUGCGGGAAACAUCGCACUCAUGGAUGACGGAGGAGAGUACUUGGAAAACCUUGAAAAUGGCGUCGACAGCGCCCCAGCAGAGCUUCCAGAUCCCACGGACCUCGUUCUCCAGGCCUGCGCUGUGCCCAAGGGAAACUCCAUGGACGAGACACUUCGCAUGAACGAAGCCAAGGAGUACAUGGUGAAGCAGUUUGGAAUGAUUCAAGAACAAGUCGGGAUGAACCCAAACACACUCCAAUUCGACAGCUAUAUCCCAUCGUCCGACCCGCCCGAGAAGUUUGAAGUCGGCUACCUAAAAUGGGCUCAAGAAGCGUCGAUGAAUCGAAUUCGUCUGUGCUUUGCGGUCGGGUUUGUCUUCUUGGCAGCGUAUUUGGCAUACGAAGUCCACAACGAUUUGUUCACGGUGCGCACGGGCAUUCCGCGCAGCCAUCCCGCUUCCGCUAUCCACUCGACGGUGUCCACGUUACUCUAUAUCGUGACGUUUGGCUGUGGGUGCGGGGCGUUUGCCGUCGGGUACAUUUUGGUGCAUCAGCCGUGGGCAGCGAAACACCUGGAAACGAUUACGUUUUGGGUGUUUGCAGUCGUUGCGCUCAGCAUGAUCUUCAAGAAACCGCUGCAGCAACAGGCUGGCCCGGUCUUGCCCCUCGUGAUUCUGAUCAUUCCUAUCUUUGGGAUCACUCGCAUGCGAUUCAUCCACAGCUGCGUGUUGGGAUGGAGCAUCUUCUUCGUCUACCUCGUCGUCCAACUCGUGAGCCUCAACUUUAUCGACGACAUUCCGUCCGUGUGGAAGUACGACAACGUGUCCGACAUUAUCUACCAAACAAUCAACUACGGCAUCGGGAUCAUCGGUGGCAUGGUGUCGCACUACCGUCAAGAGCUCACGCGCCGCCGCAACUACGCGCUGAAGCUUCCGUUUGCGGGCCCGGCGCUCGACGACGAGCCCGUCGACUUUUCCGCCGACACAUACUCGGAAGAGAAGCUGCUGGACCCGUGGACGCUUGCAUUCCGCAACCUCGCCAUUGAAGAGUACUUUUGCAAGGUCUGGUACUUGAUCGAUCCACACCCGUACGAGAACCCGAACCGUGGGGACAUCCACGAAAACGUGUACUGGACGAUCCGGUAUGCCGUGCUUGGCGUUGGGUUGAGCCAGAUCGUGCUGGGUAUUCAAGACAUCAAGCUGCUCUUGAUGAAGCACUUUUACUUUGAGUACGGGAUGGCGGCCGUGAUCCGAUUUGCCAUCGUUGUGCCGUGCUACUUGGGGGCAUUCUACUUUUUGUACUUGCUCGGGAAGAAAUACUGGUCUGUGUUCUUGCGCCGGGGCAUGUCGAAAUUGGACCUGGACGCGGCCGUCGCGCAAGACAAGCGCAGCCGCAUCAAGACGAAAUGGGUCGAGUCCAAGGGCGGGUACGUUCGGUCGGCCCAAGUAUUUUCGAUCGCGGUCGUCGCAAUCCACGUGUGCAGCAUGAUGAUUCUACUGCUGCAAGUCGGGUAUGCCUUCAUGCACAACUACAAGGACAAGCAGCCCAAGCCGACCAAGCCGAACGUGUACUUUAUGGGGCUGCUCAACGCCAUCUUGUACGCGCACCGGUCGGGCUUCAAGCUCCGGUUUGUCUAUGCUUUCCGGUCGACGUCGGUGCUCAUCGUGCUCUUCAUCUUCUUUGCAUCGCACAACCUGCACUGGGACCCGUGGGAGUACCUGUGGCUCGAGUACACGGGGUUCUUGAUCUGCACGCAGCUGCUCGGGAUGAUGAUUUCGCACGAAGAAGAAGCGCUCCGUCGAAACUUUUUCAUCCUCAAGUCCAUUCGUAUCGUCGAGUUUGAAAAGUGGUUUGCGGGCGUGUUGGUCAUCCAAAAGCGCGUCCGCCGCUUCCUCAAGCGCCACAAAUCCCGCAAGCAAUUGCUCCAACACACACCGCCCGGCGACACUUCUGCGAAACCCACCGCGAUCAAGCCCGUCGCCCACGCACAAGCGUUCUUGGCCCGCGCGUCGCUGUUGGGCUGCCGAGCGCAAAUGAUUCAAAUCGCCAUCGUCUUGUUCGACGUCAUCUACUCGGCGGCGACUGCCUAGUGAACGAUGACCUACUCUAACAAACACAUCUCUGCCCUUGAUGGCGGCGUUCGUUCGUCCAGUCGACAUGAUCUAACGCGGUCGUCGCCGCUCACGUGAAGCGUUUGACGAGUGCGUUCGUCAAAUGCGCUGGCGGCAAUGCCCCGUCGACGGAACCACGAAAUCGUUCUCGCAAAACGCAUCUACGAGGGUGCUUGUUUGGUCCUUGCCCAUGGUGCGACAUGCCGGGUUCCUUUGCACACUCUCGUGCUCGCGAUUUCAGGGAUGCUGGAGUGUACCGAGUGAUGGACCUGUACCCUGCACCUAUCGGCACAUGCGUGGCAUCCGAUCAGCGUCCUCAUUCAGCGGGCGCUGCACGUU